This is a messenger RNA of Ictalurus punctatus (channel catfish), 4021 nucleotides long. It is a transcript of the gene stk17b, whose product is annotated as serine/threonine kinase 17b (apoptosis-inducing). The record is from RefSeq and is a predicted model, not a curated record. Gene Ontology annotation, biological process: intracellular signal transduction; protein phosphorylation; positive regulation of apoptotic process. Gene Ontology annotation, molecular function: ATP binding; protein serine/threonine kinase activity. NCBI's taxonomy places the organism in Eukaryota, Metazoa, Chordata, Actinopteri, Siluriformes, Ictaluridae. Gene Ontology annotation, cellular component: nucleus. The transcript is spliced from 8 exons. The coding region runs from base 534 to 1634 and encodes 366 amino acids.
UCAUGACGAAAGGUCGGACCCGGAAGUGGGAAUGUGUCAUCGGUGCCAGCAAAAAAAAACAAAAAAAAAAAAACCGACUGCACUUUUCAAAUCCUUGAGAAGGGAGGGAGUUCGUGAUCAUCUGAGGGAAUAUCUGCAAAGAAAUAAAAAAACAACAACUUUACUGCGUUAAAAAGAGGAAAACUGCACUCAAAGUGUAAAUAACGGAUGUGUGGACGAGCAAAGAGACUUGAGGGAAAAGUAAAGUGACUGUAACCAAGGAGACGAUUGAGUUUUUCUUUUUUCUCCCAGGGACGGUGUUGAGGUUGUUAUAUGGAAAGGAAGUUUAAUCUUCCGGCGGUAUUUUCUGUCCAAAAGAGGAGAUGAACAUUGUUGUGGAUACGCGCUUGAACGACGAAGAGACACCGUGUAAAGUUCCUACACUUGACCUGAGAUAGUUCACACUUUCCGUUAGCAUUAACUUUAACUCUCGUUCUCCUUCAAGAACCCGCACAUCCCUCAAAACAACAUCAGCGACAUCUUUCUUUAAUCUAAUGGGUUCUGGGGACUUUCCUCUGCACUUUCCUCCCAGCAGGAUGAUGGCCCGGAGGCGGUUGGAGGGUCGCGGCGGGCUGCUGGCGGACAUCCAGACCACGAUACUGAGCGAGCCGCUGGAUUCCCUGUUCCACAUCACCGGCGAGCUCGGCAGAGGGAAGUUUGCAGUGGUGAAGAAAUGCGUGGACAAGGCGACGGGUAAAGAGUUUGCGGCGAAGUUCGUGCGGAAGCGGCGGCGAGGUCGUGACUGUAGGGCCGAGGUGAUCCACGAGCUGGCGGUGCUGGAGGCGGCCCGGUGCAACCCCCGCAUCAUCAACCUGCACGCAGCCUACGAGAACGAGCACGACAUCAUCCUACUGCUUGAGUAUGCGGCAGGUGGUGAGAUAUUUGACCACUGCGUGUCUGACGAGCUGCUGUCCGAAGGCCAGAUCAUUCGUUUAAUCCGACAGGUCCUUGAAGGCGUCCAUCUGCUGCACCAGAGCAACGUCGUCCACCUUGACUUGAAGCCUCAGAACAUUCUGCUGACCAGUCUGAGUCCUCUUGGGGACAUUAAGAUCGUGGACUUUGGGCUGGCACGGCGGCUCGGCUCCAUCGGAGAGCUGCGAGAGAUCGUGGGUACACCUGAGUACGUAGCUCCAGAAAUCCUGAAUUAUGAGCCCAUCACUACAGCCACAGAUCUCUGGAGCAUCGGCGUGAUCACGUACAUGCUGAUCACAGGAGAGUCUCCGUUUGCCGGCGAGGACAAGCAGCAAACCUUCCUGAACGUUUCACAGGUGAACGUGGACUACAGCAAGGAGGCGUUCUCCCGUGUGUCCGAGCUCGCCGUCCAUUUCAUCCAAAAACUGCUGGUCAAAGCACCAGAAGACCGGCCGAGCGCCGCAGACUGUCUGAGUCACCCGUGGCUGUGGCAGCAGUACCUGGGGGUCGAACUCUCUCCCCCUCCAGCAACCCCACGUGUCCCACGAGAGCGCAGCAGCGGUGUCAAGUGGGCAUCUGCUCCCGAGGACCUUGAGGACAAAGAGAACAUUCUGGAUUCGCCGCAGUCUAAGAGGUUCCGCUUCGAAGAUGACGCACAGGCCGCGAGGGACAGCAGCAUCUGAAACACACCCUGUAAUCACAUUCCCGUUUUGAUCAGGGCAAGAUUUUCCAUCCAAAUCCUCUGAAUUACUUUUGGGACCAGACCAAAGAUGAUUUGCUAAUGCCAGAGCGAAUUCCUGCUGCACAAUAACAUGUAUAAUGAGGUUUCUGUAACUAAAUCACUGUCUUCUUCUUUCAUCUCAGAUAUCCGAGCAGCUCUUUUUCUCUCGUAUGUGGUUUUAUUGUAUGUGUUUGUGUUUUUAAUUUGCUCCAUUAUCUAUGUUUUUCUUUUUGAAUAUUUAUUUGAUACUGAGUUCCAGUAAGGUGUGUUAUUUUAAAGUAGGAAAAAUAAGAAAACAAGGCCAAUGGUUCCUCUAAACCAGCAAUGUUUUAAUAGUAGGGGUGUUUGGUUUAUUUUUUUUGAUUAAUUGUCGGUCUCAUUAAUUGUGAUCACUUUUUGCUGCUCCAAAUCACAAUAUGCUGGACUGCAGGGGAAACUAGAAUGAGGUUCUUAUAAAUAAACAAGGCAUUGGUUUGUUGGGCUCGUUGUAUUUAGUAAUGGCAAAGAUUAAUGAUAGUGAUGUUAUUAUUUCUGCCAACAGUGCUCUGUGUGUGUGUGUGUGUGUGUGUGUGUGUGUGUGUGUGUGUGUGUGUGUGUGUGUGUGUGUGUGUGUGUGUUUUUUUGUUUUUUUUUGCUCUGUUUCGGGCAUGUUUCUCAAUUUAAGUCAUACACCGCACCCUGAAUUACUCAGAUCUGGGUUUUUUUAUUUUUUAUUUUAAAGUGUGCACUUCCCCUUAGUCACAGAUCUGGAGGACUGCCAUAAAGUACUUAAUCCCUUGACUUCUGUGUGUCUUGGUGAAAUAUGAAAGAAAGGAAGAGAGAAAAUCUUUAAAAUGCUCAGAUUAAAAAAAUAAUUAGAAACAGAUAUAUUUUUGUAGCUCUUAUAAAAAUUAGUUGCGCUUAUUUUUCCUAAGCAAAUGAAGGCAGGGAGGAAAAGGACAGCUGGAUGGACAACUUAUGUUUAAAUUCUAGCACAUUUUGUAAUCUAUGCAUUCAUCUGGGUUUUCAGGCUCUUUCAAUUUGUCAGACCCCGGAUUAUCUAGUAUCUUCUGCUUGGGGGACUGGGGGAUUUGGAGGGGGGACGGCGACGACACAGUUUACCCAUUCCAUGCCUUCUUUUCUCAGGGUUAGCAUCACAAUUUGCCAAUACAGGUUUUUUUUAUGCCUUUAUAUACAAUAGAUUAAAUACUUUAUUCAGAUCAUUUGUCAGAUUAUUUAGCCACAUAAUCUGACAUGUGAAUGUCUGCAUUCGUCUCUGUUCAGCAUGCACAAUGAUUCUGUACUCGAAACUGGAUCAAGCAUACUUUUUUUUAAAAAACUUUUUUAUUUUCUUUAAAUAGUUCAUUUUAUUAAGUGUAUCAGUGAAGCGAGUGUUUAAAUUCCAGGUGGUGUUUGUUUAGAAGAUGUGGGAUGUUGAUGGAUAUUUGUGACAUGUUGGUAGUUGGAGAUGAAGUGAUGUUUUGAGAGAGAUUGUUGUUGGGAAAUAAAGAGUUAAGAUAUGCAUAGAAGUCCACAAACACUUGGGUUGAUAGUGUUAACAUACAGUUUUGGCUGUAAGGAAUUUUUACCAGUGGCUGUGAUCUGUUGAUGAGAUUAUACUCUCUCAUCUUAUCUGAGAGCUUUGAACUGGAAAUGUUGGUAUUUUGGGGCCUUGAAUGUUGUCAUGUCUCGUGUUGGUUUAAGGAAGUUUGAGGAAUGUGUUUUCGUAAUUGCUUUGGUCUUUCACGCUGCGGCGGAGAUGUCACAAACUCACCCUCGAAAACAAAAGGGUCCUUGUCUUUAAUAUGGACGUGUCCUGUUUUACACACCAUAUGCUGGGAAACUAAACGCAAACAUCUCAACUGUUGGAAGUUUUAUAAAAGUGGUCAAAACUAGAAGAAAAACCUGUCCAUGAACAUAUUCAUUUUGAGAUCUGAAAGUUGGUAAAUGCGUGUUGAAUCUGAAACAGACACCACCCGCCUCCGUUACUCACCCAACGCAAUAGAGUUUCUCGUUUCUCUUCUCCAGUCAGGUCCAUGCAUCUCAGGGACGUCCAGUGACAAGCUCGCAGAGCUGCUAGAGGAAACAUCCAGUACAGCUUGUAUCAUCUUUAUACCUAGUGGUAUAAUACUAACAAGGAUUUUGUUAUUGCUAACCAGUAAAGAUUUCUGAAAUCUGUGUUGGACUGGCAGUGUGUGAUCAGUUUGCAGGAUGAGUUUUAGGAUCAGGAUGCAAGAGUUUUUAAUACAGCUACAAAGAGAUGUCAGCCCUGAGAACGGAUAUGUACAAGUGACAUAUGGGUUUGUGAUGUUAAAAAGCCAUGACAGAACAGAAAUUCUGUGGGUUUCAAAUAAACAUAAUCAAAUUCUU